AGAGAGAGACAGACAGACAGACCGAGGAGGAGGCGAAGAAAAGGCAUGAGUCUGAUCAAAGAGGUGGCGAGUUUGUUAUAGUUAAAUUUGAGGGGAAAUCUCGUCCCCUUACCUCUCCCCAAUAAAUAGAAGCCCCGGCUAUCAUCUUUCCAUUGUCUGGCUGCGGUGGUGAUCUGUCCCAAAGAAGAAAGCAACUCAAGGCUGGUUUCUCCCGGGCCUGAGAGCACUUUUCCGAACGAUGUCUGUCACUGUUCACGAGAACCGGAAAUCGCGUUCCAGCUCAGGCUCCAUGAACAUCCAGCUCUUCCACAAGGCGUCGCACGCGGACAGCCUCCUGACUCACCUCAACCUCCUGCGGAAGCGUCAUCUUUUCACCGACGUCACCCUGCGGGCGGGCAACCGCUCCUUCCCGUGCCACCGCGUGGUGCUGGCCUCCUGCAGCCGGUACUUUGAGGCCAUGUUCGCCGGUGGCCUGAAGGAGAGCCACGACAGUGAGGUCAACUUCCACGACUCGCUGCACCCCGAGGUGCUGGAGCUGCUGCUGGACUACGCCUACUCGUCCCGGGUGCUGAUCAACGAGGAGAACGCCGAGUCCCUGCUGGAAGCCAGCGACAUGCUGCAGUUCCACGACAUCCGCGAGGCCUCGGCUGAGUUCCUGGAGAAGAACCUGCACCCCAUGAACUGCUUGGGCAUGAUGCUGCUCUCGGACGCCCACCAGUGCGGGCAGCUCUACGAGCUCUCCUGGCAGGCCUGCCUGGCCUACUUUGCCAUGCUCUACAGGACAGAGGACUUCCUGAGGCUGCCCAAGGACAAGCUGGUGGAGCUUAUCCUGAGCGAGGAGCUGGAGGUGGAGGACGAGAGCCUGGUCUACGAAGCGGUGAUGGGCUGGGUGAAGCACGAUCUGAGGCGGCGGAGGGACGAUCUGCCGGAGCUCUUGCGCUGCGUGCGCUUGGCGUUGCUGCCGGAGUCCUACCUGUACCAGAGUGUACUGGGUGAGGAGCUGGUGGCCGGUCACCAGACCGGCAAGGGGGUGGUGGAGGAGGCCAUCUGCUGCAAGACCCGGAUCCUGCAGAACGACGGGGUGGUGACCCUCCUGUGCGCCAGGCCCCGCAAGGUCAACCACGACGUGCUGCUGCUGGGCGGCCAGACCUUCGUGUGCGACAAGGUCUACGCCAUUGACCAGAAAGCCAAGACCGUCAUCCCCAAGACAGACAUCCCCAGCCCCCGCAAGGAGUGUAGCGCCUGUGCUAUUGGCUGCAAGGUCUACGUCACCGGUGGCCGCGGUUCCGAAAAUGGCGUCUCCAAAGAUGUCUGGGUAUACGACACCCUCCACGACGAGUGGACCAAGGCCGCUCCCAUGCUGCUAGCCCGUUACGGACAUGGCUCUGCGGAGCUAGACCAGUGCCUGUACGCGGUGGGCGGGCACACGGCCGUCAGCGUCUCAUUCCCGGCCUCGCCCUCUGUCUCCCUCAAGCAGGUCGAGCACUACGACCCCCAAGCCAACAAGUGGACCCUGGUGGCCCCCCUCCGUGAAGGGGUCAGCAACGCCGCAGUAGUCGGCGCCAGGCUCAAGCUCUUCGUCUUUGGGGGCACCAGCGUCAACCGCGAGAAGUUGCCCAAGGUGCAGUGCUUCCAUCCAGGGGAGAACCGGUGGACGGUGCCCACACACUGCCCGCAGCCCUGGCGAUACACCUCGGCGUCUGUCGUGGGCGACCAUAUCAUCGUCAUUGGCGGCGACACAGAAUUCUCGGCCAGCUCUGCGUACCGUUUCAACAGCGAGACCUACCAAUGGUCGAAGUUUGGCGACAUGACAGCGCGGAGAGUCAGCUGCCACUCGGUGGCAUCCGGUAAUCGGCUCUACGUAGUUGGUGGGUACUUUGGUGCCCAGAUGUGCAAGACCCUGGACUGUUACGAUUCAUCGACAGGCACAUGGAGCAACAUCACCACCAUCCCCUACUCACUCAUCCCAACCACCUUCGUCAGCACGUGGAAAUACCUCUCUGUGUAGCUCAACCAUUGCCCUGGGCUCUGCGAUCUGAGGGUCGAUGGAUUACCUGCUGCUGUUAAAAGACGAAGAACAUUGAAGAACGAGGGAUUGCACAGCCAGGUUCACCUGAUGUUGUCCCGACACUGGAGGGUAUUGGGCUAGAGAGGACUGCGCUGAGCCCUCUGGCUGACCGUCGAUGUAUGAGGUCAGCACCUUUGCCAAAAUUUGGCAAACCACACCAUGUGUAUUUUGGUGUUCCUGCCGUUUAUGACAUACAGACCUCUCGGGGGAUUGGGACUUCAUCUCUUUCAGACUUCACAUCUGCCUGACGUUUGUCUUGGUUGUGAUUUUAAGACACCAUAUUUGCCUGUUCAGCAUAGACUGUCGCUAUGGUGACUGGCUGAGGAAGCACAUUUCAGCUGGUAAUGGUAGGUUCUGAUAGCAGGCCCCUUCCCCACCAAGGAGGACCAGGACAGGGGAUGCAUGGAGACACCCUCACCUCCUGCUCACCAGCCAUUGCAGCCCAGAAAUGUAUCAACCACUGCUUCACAGUUACUGGGGUCGCCAUUCCGGAACUUUCUAUCUGGCUGCAUUGAGAGUGUGUGUCCAUUACACAGGCUGCGACGUAUCAUCAUUCGUUUGGAAUCGGACAAUAAACGUGAGCCCUGUCAAUGAUGCCCAUUUCCUGAGGACUGGAACUAAUUCCUUCUUAGCUGGUGACCAUUUCCAACUUCCUUCUCUCCUACAAUCGACAGACUUUGAAUACCUAAACUUGGCACUAUCUGAUUGGGCACAGUUACUGGCUUCACUCUGACACACUCGACCCUAUGCCGCUUGGUCCAGUCACCAUUCUGUGCAGCGUGCAGCUGAACUGGUCGGGAUUUCCCCUUUGUUUGCUGUGAUUCUGUUGACCUAGAUUGGGGGAAGCAAACCCCUCUAGCUAUAUAGUUUUGCACCUUGUGUUUUCCAACUUCGUGAUUUUGUCAUUUGAUGACUUGUUUUCUGUAUUUAUUUUUAUGAUUGGUGGUUUCUGAGUCUUCACAGGGCACCCGGUUACUUUUCUUUUACAGUGUUGUCUUGAUAUCUUGGUGUGAACUGACUGGUUUUCCUCAGCUGACAAAACUGUUGUUGGGAAAACAAAAGGCCUGUGGUUCUGAAUUAAUCAGUUGUAAUUGUUGAGCACUGUGGCCUAAUCUCGUGGAAAAAAUGCCAGCAACAGAAACUUUCUGUGGGACUUCGGUAAUUUGCCAGAGCAAGCCUUUCCCUGGAUCCAGAGUGAGAGGGAUUUCCAUUGUAGUUGAAAAGUUCCAGAAUUCACCCUUUAACUCUCCCAGUGAUUUAGCAGAUAAAUGCACAGCCUCUAGAUCCAAGGGAGUCACCUGGACGAUAAAAGUGCUGUACUCUCUACCUGGGCCUGUUCUGGUGUAGGCCUUACCAUUAGCUUUUAUUGCCUUUUGGGAUGGGCAGUGGAAUAAAAUGACCUGCUUUUAAAGGGAAUGCCUGUUGAUGACACGGGCAGGGCAGCGUGGACCUGCAUGGGUUGUGAUGACCACCAUGUGGAAUAGCUCUCCACACUCCGGUUUUGAAAGGUCUCCGGAACUGAACUAAAUGGGGUGAAAAGGACCAACUGGCUGACAAAUUAGAGUCGCCAUAGUCCCACUCUGUCACUCGAGAGAGAGAGAGAGAGAGAGAGAGAGAGGGCUGGUGAUGGUUUAACCUGAGGGUCACCAGACCUCUGGUGAGGUUGAAGGGGAGUGACCAUCGUCAUAACAGCAACCACUGUGGGAGUUGAGCUCCUGGUAACGGCAUUGCUCUGGAUUGUAAACCAGCCUUCCAGCCACUGAGCUAACCAAUCCCCUACCAUUGUAGCAGCAAAAUAGUCGUUAUGGUCAAAUGUAUUGAUUUGGCGAGAUUCAUUGGCUGUUUUCCUGUCAUUUGUGUUUCACUGGGGUUUAGGAUCACCGAGCUAACUAGUUUUCACAUUUUAAUUGAAGCCUCCAGUUGCACCCGGACAAAUUGUUGUUAAUGGCACAAACCAUUUCAUUGAAUGAUUCAAGACGGACUGCACCUGAAACGUUAACUUCCUUGAUCUUGAGUGUUUCCCACAUUUUGCAUUUUUGUCAUUCUGUCUGUUUCCCGGCCGUGAUUAUUUUUGACCACCUGAUGGCCAUUGGUACCCUCACUGUGCCAGCAAGUCCAAGCCCCUGGCUAAUAACGAGCUCCUGGCUAAUACCUGGCAGAUGUGGUUUCAGGUACCGCUGGUGGGAUUUAAAUUAAAUCGAUUUUUUAAAAAUCUGGAACUGAAAGCUUCUCUCCACAGUGGUGGCUGUGAGCUGUCACAAUUUGUCCUUUCUGAAAAAACCCAUCUUGCUUUCACUCGUAUCCUUUUAGGAACUGAAAUCAGUCACCCUUACCUGGUCUGGUCUGGUCUACAUGUGACUCCAGUCUCAUGACAGUGAGGUUCACUCUUAAUUGCCCCCUGACAUGGUUCCAGCGAGUCACUCAGAUCGAAGGUCAUUCGGGAUGAGCAACAAAUGCUGGACUGGCCAGUGGUACCCACGUUCUAUGAAACUAUUGGUUGCAUUUAAAUCUGCCCCCUUGGGUGAUUUGGAACAAAUAAAUGAUUAGCAAACUGAUCUGUACAGCUCUCCCUCGAGCUUCAAUUAAUUAUUUAUGCUUGAGGCGUUUUUUUUUCUUUUGAGAGGAUCCAAUUGAUUCAAAUCAGAGGAUUUUAAUGAGUAAUGCUCAAGAAAUCAUAAGCAUAUGAUUUUGUUCCAACAAUGUUUAUAAUUAGUCUGUGCUUGUGUCAAGCAAGACUCGGCAGCAGAACGUUCUCUCGCUGGAAAUUGGCCUUGAAAUGUUCUGCAACUUCUUAUUCCCCAGCCUUUUUGACACCUACCUCUUUGACUAAGCUUUAGGUGGCUCAGUGUCAAAUUGCGUCUAGCACUCCGUUCCUGUGACACACUUGGAGGUCUUUUACUGUGGCAAAAGGUGCUACAUAAAUGCAAGUUUACUUCCCAUUGGGAAAGGGGUUUUGUAAUCGCCCCACCUGUUUUCUCCGCCUCACCGACUGACUCCAGUCUGUGUCACAGGUUCUGCUGUAGGCCCAGGGUGCACUCUGCUUUUGACCCUCCUAACUUUGCAAGUCCAGCAAGAACAUAGAGGUUAAGCCCUGGCAGAAGUGAAGUGACUCACUUACCUCACAGGUAUGGGCAUAGCCAGAACUGUAGUGUCAGGGGCAACCCUGGAUGUGCAUUAAAAUAAAUGUUAAACAACCACUGACCUCCUCUCAUUGGCAAGGCGUUUUGCAUAUUUUUGCCUUUCACAAACUCGCGGCUUGUUAGUGACUCCCUCAUCACAUUCUGCCACUUAUUACUGCUUGGUGUAUGAGAAUAUCCGGGGGUGCGAUCAUGUGGUUAACAUCAUAGAAUCCCUACAGAUAGAGGCCAUUUGGCCCAUCGAAUCGGCACUUACCCUCCAAAGACCCAGCCCACCGCCCCACCCCCCCUAUCCCUGUAAUCCACGUUUAUCUUGGCUAAUCCACUUAACCUGCACAUCUUUGGACUGUGGGAGGAAACCAGAGCAUCCAAAGGAAAUAGUCUGAAUGAAUUACUUUUUGCGUCUUUUUCUCUCUGAAAGAAGACCCCCUCCUACCCACCUCGAUCCCCACAAAUACUGAUGAUGGAAACUAUCGACAGUUUCAGAACGAAAUCGAGUAGGAUUCUUGAUGGUUACAGGGAUGCAGCAGGGUAAUCAGACUGUCUGACUAGUUCUGUCGAGAGCUGGCAUGGACUGGGGCCAAAUGGCCACCUCUUGUAUUGUUAAGCCUCUAAGCCACUGCGGUCAUUGCAAACAAGAUAACAUUGUUACAACUCUUUGAGCAGGAAGAGUUCUUUUCUUAAAUUCUAAUCUAUCUGUUUUAAGACUCUCCAUGUGUCUUGUGAGAAUGUUUUUGAACUUUUGGAUGAAGGAAGCAGUUGAAAAUGUUUUUACUGUAAAAUAUUUUUCCAACUCUAUUCUGGGUAUACUGUUUUAUUUUUACUGCAAGUGCAGGAAGUUGAAUGAGGAUUUAUUUCUUGUUCCAUUUGACCUGGACAGUUGGAGACUUUAUUUUCUGUCUGUGACUAUUUCUGUGUUCCGUAACUUGUGGAUGUGUUUUUAAUUUAUGAUGUCCUGUCACCUAGAUUCAGUUGAAGAGUUGAUUUCUGACAGCCUGGUGCUGUGUUUCAGAUUUCAAUAAAUAGUCACCAAAA
Molecule: messenger RNA, 6240 nt
Organism: Chiloscyllium plagiosum (whitespotted bambooshark)
Lineage: Eukaryota; Metazoa; Chordata; Chondrichthyes; Orectolobiformes; Hemiscylliidae
Gene: enc3
Product: ectodermal-neural cortex 3
Biological process (GO): ubiquitin-dependent protein catabolic process
Cellular component (GO): Cul3-RING ubiquitin ligase complex; cytoplasm
Molecular function (GO): protein binding
Source: RefSeq, a predicted model, not a curated record